AUGUAACAACGACUACAAACACAUGCAAUCACAGAAGAAGGUAGAAAGUCUAGUUCAGACAUCAUUAGUCCUUUACGUGAGAUGUAUUAAAUAAGGAGGAAUGUUAUGAAACUUGAGAAACAACGUACUGAUGAAAGUUGUCAUCGUAAAUCACAAGAAUUCAUUAAACAUAUUAGUCAAUCUCAUAGGGAUGUCAUAAUACCAUAACAUCUUAAAUUUGAGGAUAAUCUUGAUGGUAGUAGAGCAACCAUAAAUUCCAUUAACUCUGUUGCUUAACAUUAUGAAAUUAUCAAACCAAAUCUACAUAACAUUGAUUGGAAUAAGGAAAACAAUUAAAAUUAAAGUAAUAAGAAUAAACAUCAUUAAAUAUGUGAAUCCAAUAAACAUAAAACAAAAUUUAUCUAAUUAGAUAAUUAACGUCAAUAAAUUAAUAAAACGAUUUCAUAAGUACUGCCUUCAUGAUUAAUCGAAUAGAUGUCCAAGUGUAAUAGACAAUUAGCGAAUGUGUUGAAAGCCUAAGUUGACAAAUUAUUUGAUACUAUCAAAACUGAC
Messenger RNA from Paramecium primaurelia, 552 nucleotides. NCBI's taxonomy places the organism in Eukaryota, Ciliophora, Oligohymenophorea, Peniculida, Parameciidae. The record is from the annotation of a GenBank genome assembly.